AUGACUAACUUUGUUGUUGCACUGUGGGAAAGCAUUUUCCAACCAGGAACAUCGCCUCAAUUGAUCAUUGCUACUCAUAUCUCGUUUGCACUAUUGCUUUGCGUGUUGGGAUCGCAGAUCUAUUUAACCAAAAAUAUCCAUUUCAUCGCAUUAACGAUUAUCGCCACUCUACUAUGGAUCACCGUGACGUGGUUCAUCUACGAAUUACAAAACACAAAGCUUGUUACCAACGAAGAUCUACAAACAGCUGAAUCUAAAAAGACUGAUAAGACUGAGCCUUCCAAGCCCUCUGAAGAGAUAAAUCUAGAGGGUGUUGCGAAACCUGAUCCUAAACCAUCAUCUACACCUAAAAAAAGGAAAACAAAAUCAAGAAGAGCUUAA
Molecule: messenger RNA, 381 nt
Organism: Kluyveromyces lactis
Lineage: Eukaryota; Fungi; Ascomycota; Saccharomycetes; Saccharomycetales; Saccharomycetaceae
Gene: PKR1
Product: Pkr1p
Exons: 1
Coding region: 1-381 (126 amino acids)
Biological process (GO): vacuolar proton-transporting V-type ATPase complex assembly
Cellular component (GO): endoplasmic reticulum membrane
Source: RefSeq, a predicted model, not a curated record